Nestor notabilis (Kea) is the source of this 496-nucleotide messenger RNA. RefSeq names its product UNC93-like protein MFSD11. The transcript is spliced from 6 exons. The annotation marks the transcript as partial. Lineage: Eukaryota; Metazoa; Chordata; Aves; Psittaciformes; Psittacidae. The record is from RefSeq and is a predicted model, not a curated record.
AUGUCUCCUGAAUCCAAAAAACUUUUCAACAUCAUUAUCUUGGGAGUCUCAUUUAUGUUUAUAUUCACUGCUUUCCAAACCUGUGGAAAUAUUGCGCAAACUGUUAUCACAAAUUUAAACAGCACGGACUUCCAUGGCAGUGGCUACACAAGCAUGUCCAUUAUUUAUGGAGUAUUCUCUGCAUCAAAUCUUAUCUCACCCUCAGUGGUUGCUAUAGUAGAACCUCAGCUCUCCAUGGUUGUUAGUGGUGUAUUUUAUAGCCUAUACAUUGCAGUUUUUAUCCAACCUACUACAUGGGCUUUCUACACUGCUUCUGUUUUUAUUGGCAUUGCAGCUGCUGUCCUGUGGACAGCACAGGGAAAUUGCUUGACUGUAAAUUCAGAUGAAAACACCAUUGGAAGGAACAGUGGAGUAUUUUGGGCGCUCUUGCAGUCCAGCUUGUUUUUUGGAAACCUCUAUAUAUACUUUGCUUGGCAAGGAAAAACUCACAUAUCAG